This is a messenger RNA of Rattus norvegicus (Norway rat), 5089 nucleotides long. Lineage: Eukaryota; Metazoa; Chordata; Mammalia; Rodentia; Muridae. The record is from RefSeq and is a predicted model, not a curated record.
AUGGGGGAGUGCAUGACUGGACUGUCAGCAGGAGACAAGCCACAAACCCACCACCUCGACACUCCUCACACGCCCUCGGUGGAAGGAAGACAAGAAUCACACCGUGGCCUCUUUCCUGACAAAAUUCAGAAGCAGCAGAGAUCAGAGUCGAGAGCAACGCUGCAAAGGCGAACACAUGGCAAGCCGCAGAAGACAGAGGGCAGGGAGGGCGGGAACCCGGCUGGCGGCGGAGUGGGACGCAGAGGUGUCAGCGCUCGGCGGCCGGGGCAAAGGCCGCGCCGAGGGCACCGCACCUCCCUGGCUGCGGGGACGACAGCGGAGCGGGCGCGGACACGCGUCCCAUCUCGCGGCCCGCCCCUCACGGCCGGUCCCGCAGGCCCCGCCGGGCGGCCUGGGUCCGCGGGCGUGGCUGGCUCCGGCCUCCAGCCGCGGCCCCUCCCGCCCGCCAGGCCCCCGGCCGCCGCCCGGGACUCGCGAACCGCUAAGAAGCGGGCACCGAGGUGCGGACAGCCCGCGCCCCUCACUCGCACCCCGUACUCACCCCGCGGCCCGGCGCCUCCUCCACCUCCUCCUCCUCCCUCCUCUCGGCCGCGGCUCGGGCUCGGGCUCUGCACGGCGGCGGCAGUAGCAGCGGCCUCGGGAGCGGCGGCGGCGCCUCCGGAACGCGCACGCACGCAGCACGCAGGUCCCGCCCCCCGCCCCGGGCUCCGCCUUCCCGGUCGUGUCCGGAAUCUAUUUAAGGGAGCCGCACUUCAAAGAGUCAGGAGGAAUAGUGUGUGCAGACAGGAACUGGGGCCUUGCCUUUGAAAAAGUGAUUAAGGCCAACAUUGAGAUGAAAAAGGACAAAAAAAAAAAAAUUAAGAAAGAAUUUUGAAGGGAUGCAAUCCUGGGACAGUUACUAGUUGAGUGCCUAAUAGGUGCUCCAUGCUGUUCUAGGCAUAUAUAGGAAAAGUCACUUUCUAGAGUUUUCGUCCUCGUGACCUAAGAGAGGGAACAUGAACAUUAACAAGUAAAAAAAAAAAAAUUCACAGGUCACCAGGGAGGUCUUUGCACGCCUUUGUUCAUGCUCUGAAGAAACAAGCCUAGACAACAGAGGCUGGAUGAGAGGAAUACUCCUGGGCUGAGAGAAUAUCAGCCUCAAACACAGAGGUGGGAUGUGUCUGCCAUAUUUCACGAAUGGCAAAAGGCAAGAGAAAGGAUGGAUGAGCAGAGUCUAUGGCCAAAGAGCAGAGUAGUGAGGCGCCGAGAUCUGGACAAAUGGCCCGACCCUGUGGAGCCUGUAGGCCAUUGUAAUGGCAACAGGAAGCCCUGAGGAGAGGGUGGGCCCACAAAUAACUAUAUCUAGUCCAUUUUUUUUAAAGGUUAAUAUUACUUAGGGUGUGCUCUCUUACUCCUGUAAUCCCAGCAUUUUGAAAAUAAGAACAGGAGAAUCGUCACAAGUUUGAGGCUAGCCCGGACUACACAAUGAGUUUCCACAAGUUUGAGGUUAGCCAGGACUGCACAAUGGGUUUCAGGCUCAUCCGGAGCUGGAGUGAGUCUUGCUGUGUGUGUAAAAUACCCAACAGAAGCAUGAAUGUCCACAGAGGAAGUCUAGUAGGUGGCUGCUCAUGUCCAAUUGGCCAAGAGUGACAGCGGCAUGCCAGGUAAGAAGUGGUUAUUUUAUUUUCGAUUUUGUUUUUUUCAGUUUUAUUACAUCUCUUUUAAUAGGUUCGAACUUGAGAAGGCAGAGGGUAGAGCAAAACAAUUAGGAAUGAUUCUUAGAUUGGGGACCUGCUGGCUGAUAUCACGUAAUGAGAGAGAAGAUGGGGUAAGAGCAAAGCUGGGAGCGAAGAAAUGGAGAGUUCAAUUUUGGCGGGGCUGGAGAAAGCUCAGCAGCGAUGAGUAUUUGCUUCUCUUGCAGAAUACCCUGGCUGGGUUCCCUGCACCUACACAGCAGCUAACAACAGGCUGCAGCUCUAAUUCCAGGGGAGCUGAGGCUCUCUUCUGGCCUCCAUGAGUACCACAUGCUCAUGUUACACAGACGUGUGUGUGUGUGUGUGUGUGUGUGUGUGUGUGUGCAAAACACUCAUAUACGUAGAAUAAAAAUACGUUGGGGAUUUAGCUCAGUGGUAGAGCGCUUGCCUAGCAAGUGCAAGGCCCUGGGUUCGGUCCCCAGCUCUGAAAAAAAAAAAGAAAAAAAAAUAAGUUUUUUUCAAAACAAAACUUCUAUUUUUCCUGUUUAUCAUCCAAAUAGAGAUAUUGAAUAAACAAUGCGAGGUAUGAAUCUGGAGAUAUAAAUUUGAGAUCCAUCAGGAUUAGAUGAUUUGACCCUCGGGAUGGGGAGUAGCUGGAAGAGAGGACCAAGAGAAGUAGAGGUUAAAGAUAAGCAGAGUUGGCAGUCAGGUUAGAGGAACGUCCAGGAAGGAAGGAAGUAGUUAGGGAGUUGUUUUAGGAAAGUCAGUGACAGUCCCCUUGCCUACUGCUGAAAUAGCUAAGACAGUUGAGUUUCAAUCUCUGCCUCACCCCCGCCUCACAGUCCCCAUCCCCGUCACACUGGUUGGUUCAUGCUAGACAAACUCUGCCACUGAGCUGCACCCCCAGUCCAGAGUUGGGAAUUUAACCACUAAUUUUGGCCUGAUGAAGACUGCUGAGGAGCUUAAUGAAAACCCUUUCCGUGUUACCAUAUGGGGAAAGGUCUGGUUAGAGGGUAAGAAUGAGAGAGAGUGAGGAGGAGAGGUAAGGAGUUGCCUGAGCCUAGUAGUAGUAGUAGUGGGAAGGCUGUGGGGAUCCAGGAACAGUGUUUAAAGCCAAGUUACUUCCUUGUGGCAUUAGAGUGAAAAAUAAAGUUACCAAGCAGAGACCAGAGGAGACACCUAGAGAAACUAUAGGAAGUAAGAAGCAGUGAGUCCUAGCCUGGUGCUGAAGCAGUUGGUCUUGAAUAGGAACAAGGACAGUAAUCACAGACUGGUUUGUAGCAAAGGCACAGACACAAGAGCGCAUAGGCGUGUGUUUGAGGUGCGGAGCAGAGGAGACGAGUGAGAGCUCAAGUCUAGUGGGCUGAGUUUGACCUUGUGGAAAGGGCACUUUUCUACUGUUCUCCCUUGGAGUGGCACCUUUUGUCAGUUUUCCAUGCCCCCAUCUUCACACACACUCACACCCGCACCACACACACAUGCACGCACCCACGCGCCCUUGCAUCCAUGCCCUUCCCAUUCCUUGUGUAUAUUUUUUUUCCAGUUUAUACUAAGUGCUGUAAGUGUUGCCUGCGGAUGGAUGGAUGAGAUCAGAUCUGACCUGUGUGCUUUCUUUUAGCCUCUCUUAACAUGGUGGUCAUAUAUCUACACUGAGAUCACUCCGCAAGGUACGGUCCGUUGCUGAUGAGAGUCAAUGCGAGAAGGGUGAGAGAGGUGCCCAUGUCUCAAAUUUGGGGGAGGACAAGUGAAUCUAUUUUAUAAAGGAGAAGGUAAUAUAAUUAAUCACUCUAAUGCUUCUACCUGGACGAAGAUGGAAGUUUAGAAGGUGGACGACAUUGUGAAGUUGGUGACAUCACUCAAGCGUGAUGACAGCUGGCUGGCCAGUAGGUCACCAUUUCCCUUUGUUGCAUUCCACUUCCCACAUGCUGGGAAGGCAAGGCUGAGGAGGACAUGUGAGACGGGCAGGCUUCAGGGUCUGAACCAACACUAGCCUAGCUGUCAUCUGUGGGAAGUGGCUUUCGGUUGACCAGUGGCACUUCCCAGUGUCAGCACGCGUGUUGUGUCAGCAGCUCAGACUCUGCGCUAGGGGGCCCCUGUCCUCAGCCAUCCUCCAUCUUGGGAAAACUCUCUGGUGUAACGAGCAGGGCCUCAGUGGGGAGGUAGGAUGCAGCCUCAGCGAAGCAGAUGGUUGGGUACUUGAACAGCAAUCUAGUACAGGAAGGAGAAGACUCUGAGAAUUGAGGAAUGAAUGGUAAUUGGAUUGGAACCUUAUCUUUAUUCUCGUAACUUUGAUAGAGACCUGGCAGCACCUUGCACUACAAUCUCCCUUAAUAAAGGGCAUUACCAUGCCAUGACCCAACUCACGUGUCCUGCCCCAUACAUAUUGAAAUCUCCCUUUCAACUUUGGAAGAGGGUGUGUUGGAGUAGAUCUUCUUGAAACUUUGUUCUCAUCUUCCAGGGUGAGAGAGGAAGAGGGAGAGGAAGAAAGACAGAGACAGACAGACAGACAGACAGACAGACAGACACAGACAGAGACACAGAGACACAGAGACACAGAGACACAGAGGCAGAGAGAGAAUGAGAGAACAUUACAGGUUGACAAGGUAGCAAAAUAAUUCCAAGGCAGCUGUUCUAGGAUUUCCUGAAAUAGAAGAGUGAAUAUUUGCUAGAUAUAAAGGUGAGGCCUGUAGGUUCCUUGUUUCUCCACCAUUUUUAUUAUGAUCUCUUGCCCCAGAAAAGGAGGAAAACAAACUAAGAAUGAGUGCCUCUCCCCCAGCACAUUCUAACUUGGCGUAUCAGCAUGGUAUCGGGGAGGAGGAAUCGGCAACUGACAUUUACCUAGUGCUAACUCUACUUGUUUAAACCGUUAUAUGUUAUCUAGAUAACUGCACUGAACACUGGGAUACAGAGGCAUACUGUGUCUGUGUUGUUAUCCCCAUUUUAAAAGAGAACGCCAUUGGGCUCUUGUAGUUAGGAAAUGAUGAGGUCAAACUCUAAAACCCAAGGCUUCCUGGCUGCAAAGUCCACUUUCUUUCCAGUUGCCUUGCUGAAGUGCCUGCUCUGAAUGAAGAAGAACUGGGUCCUGCAGUAUGUCCACAGGAAGAAGACUGUGUGUGAGUGCAGCCUCCAUGUUCACUGUGCCUCAUGCCAUCCCUGAUGUCAGGGGGAAAUGAAUGGUCAUUUAAAAAUUCCGGCUGGCUAAAGAGCUGGUGGUUUGAAUGAAUGCAUCUAAUUGCAAAAUGUGAAGGACUGCCCCUGGUAUUAAAAAGAUGGAUGAUUCUGUGAAGGGAAUGUGCUAAGACUUGUUUGUUGAAAAUGGAAUUAUUAAUGACUUGUCAGUAAAUUUAAGAAUGCCUUAAAUCAUUCCACUCUUACUCUUUUCAUACAAGGAAUAAAACAGAUGAAUUUAUAAAGGG